UUUCUUUCCAAAGUCCCACCCCAUGGACCCCUCAUAGCCACCUCCUAAAAGCCUAAAAUCCUUUUCCAUUUCCAUUCAUUUCUACUUUGACCAAUUCUCUACUUGAUGUCUUUACCACUUUAGGGUUUUCUUUUCUUCUCCUACUCUCUGUUCUGCCAUAUACGAGAUCCAAUUGGGCUUCCCAUAAAAUCCUCUCUCUUCUUAACUCAUUGGUUCGGCGCUCAGAUUCAUUCGUUUCACGUUUUAUCUUUCUCCCCUUUUUGAGCUUUUCUCACUGCAGGGAAUUCCGGGUUUUGCUUCGCUUGGAGCCGUGCUGGGUAUACGGCAGAACUUUGAAGGGGUUUCCUUGUGGCUUCCGAGUUCUUUUGGAUUGGGUUAAGCUCGAAUACGGGUAUGUUUUCUGCUUCUAGCCUCGGAUCUUGGGUUAAUUUUGGGGCUGUUGGUGGGAUGGAUCUGUAUGUUGCGUGUAGCUGUGGUAAAGGACAAAAGCGGAAUUGAAAUCGAAAUCAGAAAUCCUUUAGAUUGAAUUCAGGAAUGAUUAGCUUAGGGCUUUAGUUUGUUGAAGUGAGUGUGCAUCAGAGUUCGAAGUUCUGCGGUUCUUUUGGUUGCUUCGAAAGAUAUCGAUUUUUGAGGGUUAGAGCUCGGAUUUCAUAACUCUGGGGCAUCUUCCGAAGUUUAUGCAUUGGUUUAACGUAGUGGAACAAGAAAACAAGUAGUAGUUUAUUGUUGGUGCAGGUUUGGUUUUGUGUACAAAUGGAUAAUUCCAAAAACAGGCAAAGUGAUAAUUUGGGCGUGAACAAAAUGGGAAAAAAUAUAAGGAAGAGCCCACUACACCAGCCUAAUUUUGGUAAUAAUGCUUCUAGACAACAGCCUCAGCCUCAGGUAUACAAUAUAAGUAAGAACGAUUUCCGAGACAUUGUCCAGCAGCUUACUGGAUCACCUUCACACUCACAGGAACCUCCUCCGAGGCCUCCUCACCAUCCACCAAAACCACAGAGCAAUCGGUUGCAGAAAAUAAGGCCUCCCCCGUUAACACCCAUCAACAGGCACCCCAUGCCUCCGCCAAUGCCAGUCCCUGCAGCCUCUCCCCCUGUUCCUUAUAAUAAUAGCUUGCAUAGGCCUGCUCAAUUAGGGCAACCAUCUCCAACUCCUAUGCAUCCAUUAAAUCCAGGGGACAUGAUUUGGUCUCACCCCACUGAGUCACCCAUCUCUGCUUACAUGCGCUACCUUCAAAGUUCAAUGUUGGAUCCAAGUCCAAAGGGUGGCCAAGCUCAACCUCAGCCACAGCCAAACCUUCAGUUCCAAGGGCCAGGCAAUUUUCAGCCCCGACCACCAUCAUCUGCUUUGCUUCCUAAUCCUUCUGUGCCUCUGCUCCCUUCUCCUAGGCUAAAUGGUCCUAUUCCACCCAUGAAUGCCGCUAAUCCAUCUAUGCCGCCAAACAUUCCCUCCCCGCAACCAAAUGGUCCUCCACCUUUGCUUUCUCCAACCUCCCAGUUCCUCUUGCCAUCUCCUCAUGGUUUCUUCAAUAUGCUAUCCCCACGGUCACCUUAUCCGCUUUUAUCACCUGGAAUGCCGUUUCCAUCUCCUCUUACACCCAACUUUCCAUUCUCACCAAUGGCACAGUCAGGGAUUUUAGGCCCAGGGCCCCAACAUCCACCUUCUCCAGGCCUUUCAUUUCCAUUGUCUCCUUCAGGUUUUUUCCCUGUCUCAAGUCCUCGGUGGAGAGAUCAUUAGUCUUUUCAUAUUGAUGCUUCGUUGGGAAGUGCUCUUUUCCAACUGGACUAAUCUUGAUUCUCGCAAGAGCUUUUGUUCAUUGCAUGUAAUGUACAAUAAGUUUUAUAAGGUCUUUCUGGCUUUUUCUCGUGUUCCCUUUUCAUUUCUCUUUUUUUGAUAACUAGAAUGGAUGCAACCCUUGUACUUUGACAAGUUUUACAUUAGCUUAUAUAUUGAAGAACAGACAACUCGAUUGGACAAUUGGACAAGGGCGACAUGGGAGAUCUGAACUGUAAAAUGAAAGGAAGUAGGAUUACGGACAAUAUUUUUCAUGUAGAGUAGAUAAAGUUCUUUUAUGAUAUAAUGGGGUUUCAUAUUUUGUCUUUUCUAUGGAAGGCGUCUUUAGAUGAUAUUGUGCGCAUUAGUCAUUACCAUGUCAUCUGUUCAAAACGAUAUUUGCUUUCGCAGCUGUACAAGUUUUUGUCGCAAGGAUUUCCUUAUUUGAUUGA
Neltuma alba is the source of this 2222-nucleotide messenger RNA. Its product is annotated as protein HAIKU1-like. Lineage: Eukaryota; Viridiplantae; Streptophyta; Magnoliopsida; Fabales; Fabaceae. The transcript has a single exon. The record is from RefSeq and is a predicted model, not a curated record. The coding region runs from base 754 to 1734 and encodes 326 amino acids.